Molecule: messenger RNA, 1733 nt
Organism: Nymphaea colorata (pocket water lily)
Lineage: Eukaryota; Viridiplantae; Streptophyta; Magnoliopsida; Nymphaeales; Nymphaeaceae
Exons: 8
Coding region: 98-1588 (496 amino acids)
Molecular function (GO): metal ion binding
Source: RefSeq, a predicted model, not a curated record
UCAACCUUGCCUCAAAUUUUUGAAAUUCGAAAGCUGCUCCCCCGGUAGCGGCUCUCGUCCCGUUAGGAGCGCGGCUUGAGCGAUCGUGGUGGAAGCCAUGGAGCAUGGAGAGGUGCGGCCUCGACAGGAUGACGGCCGUUCCGAUUGCCGCCGUCGCCGCAGGAAAUUGAUGAUCGGAACCACCUCUGAUGGGCAAGGGAGUCAUCCCAUAUCGGGAAUGGACUCUGUUGUGGCUGCUGUGAGUGGCUACUAUGGGUCAGAGAGGUUCAAUCUCAUCAAGCUCAUAAACGAAACUGGUGCCAAUUACGUGGGAACGUUGACGAGAACGACAUCACAUCUGGUGUGCUGGCGAUUUCAGGGGAAGAAGUACAGUUUUGCAAAGAGCCAUGGGAUUACGAUAUUGAACCACCGGUGGUUUGAGGAUUGUUUGAAGGCAAGGGAGAGACUUAGAGAAAGCCCAUACACCUCGUCGAGUGGUGAGGACAUAGGUCCUUUAUUAUGGAAGACACCAACUAUAGAGAGUAAGCUUGGCCAAAAGCGAAGUCUCGGAUUGCGCUUGGAAAGGAAGGAGUUACUAGAUAUUUCCAAUAAUUUCAAUGCAUCAGAACUUCUGGAGAUUGAUAAGAGGUGCUCAAAAAUAGAAGGUACAAUGUGGUCCACAUCAAAUAUGGUUGAUGGGACUGUAUCCAAGUCUACCAAUAGAAAGAGCACACCAUAUAGAGGCUCCAAUAAGGAGUUGGUGAAAGGAAAAAAGCAACACCAUAAUCUGAGCAGUGGGCACAAAACUUCAAUUGGGACUCUCGAGCAGUUUUUUCAAGCAACGAAAACACGCUCUGGUAGUGUUUCAGAGGGAAGUACUUACACUGCUGGUCCAACUACCUCCAGUAGAAGGAAUGCGGACCAUGAUCAUGCUAUUUUGGAUCCUAUCCAGUUGGAUGAUCUUGUUGUCGAUAGUUGCCAAGACCUCAAAAAUGUUCCUCGUCUUGACAGUGGCAGAUCAAGAAGUGACGGCAUAGAGAUAGCAAAGAAGUCCAAGUCAAACUCGCUGAACGAUGAUAAGGGGAAAGCUAGUGUUGAGUAUGAAGGGCAUGCACCUGUAGAGGCGUCAUGCAGCAUACCUGUAUCAAUAGAAAUUUCUUGCGCCAUUUGUUGGACAGAGUUCUGCUCAACCAGGGGAGUGCUACCCUGUGGGCAUCGUUUCUGCUAUGCCUGCAUACAAAGCUGGGCUGAUCAAAUGGCUUCAAGGAGCAAAGAGUCAACAUGUCCCUUAUGCAAGGCUUCCUUUGUGUGCAUCACAAGGGUGGAGGAUGCUGCUUCUCCUGAUCAAAAGAUAUUUUCACAGACUAUCCCGUGCGCUUCAAACACAAACUUAAUCUUGCUUCACAGAAGGGAAGAUGAUAUGAAGAAUCCGGCAUUGGCGUUCAUAUGCUACAAGUGCGGCAGUGGAGAUGCAGAUGAUCUUCUUCUUAGGUGUGGCAGCUGCAGGAGUCGUUGGGUUCAUUCAUUUUGUUUGGACCCUCCGUAUACUGGAGUUUCGUGGACAUGUAGAUGGUGUAAUCUGCGUAGAAGACCGUCUUAUGACUUGUAAUUUUACUGGUGACCAAUCUGCUUAGUGAAAGGAAAAUAAUUUGUUUGUAUAAGUUGAAAGGCUACGAAAAAAUGCCGUAUAUAUAUCUCUGUAAAAGUUUCAACUUUUUACUAGAACAAUAAAAUUUCUUGAUAAUUUUCUCCAA